Messenger RNA from Suillus clintonianus, 1534 nucleotides. RefSeq lists its product as uncharacterized. The transcript is spliced from 2 exons. Bases 131 to 1429 code for a protein of 432 amino acids. NCBI's taxonomy places the organism in Eukaryota, Fungi, Basidiomycota, Agaricomycetes, Boletales, Suillaceae. The record is from RefSeq and is a predicted model, not a curated record.
GACGAAGGUCCACGCGUUGUAACUCAAAUAGGGAGGUGCGAUUGACGGACGGUGAAAUUAUUUUCUACUUCCAAUCACCAUCUCCAACAUCUCAAUCUCCCUCGUGCAAACAUUCAAUAUUGCUAACGAAAUGCAGAUUCAAAAAAUCGAUUCAGCCGGGAUCCCAGAAAUCAUUGCUGCGUUACAGAGUGAUCUCGUGUCUAUUAGUCAUGGUGGACAGACACCUGACUUCGAAACCGCAUACUCCCCACUUGGAGCCGGUUGUAACCCCUCUGUCAACUUGGACGAGCUCGAAGUUCGGGCCAUCAAGGCCAUCAUUGUCGAGCGCCAGCAGCAGUUGGAUGCAGUUCGCCUCAAGGCCUCAAAUCUUGGCCUAUUCAAGGAGAGUGCUCUUGUCAGGAAACUUCGCUGGCGACUCUUGGACCAGGAGGCCAAGAUUACGGAGUCCCAAAACACGCACAGGAGAAUUAUAUCGGCCCUCUGGCGCUUUCCGACCGAAAUUUUAUCGCUCAUUUUCGUUUACUGUCUCCCGAAAAAUAAGUUCUUGUCGCCCCGCCCACAAACGGCCCCCCUGCUGUUGACCAGAGUAUGUCGACGAUGGAGAAUGGUUGCUGUGGACAUGCCCAGUUUGUGGUGCGGGCUGUCUGUGGGCAAAGAGAGGAGGCUUUCAGCCUUCUCUUAUGAAUCUUGGCUCAAGCGAUCACGAGGAUGCCCACUUUCGUUAGCACUCCAUUGUCGCAACAACAAUGACUGGGCCGAGUCACGAAACCUUAUUCAUCCAUAUAUCAAUCAAGUCUCGUCGCUUGCUCUUCAUACUGACUACAAUGUCAGCCUACCUGUGAUAUCAGACUUCCUCGCCCUAGAGAGACUGGCCGUAUACAGGUCACCUUGUUCAAUGCAAGAUCUUGUUCGCUCUAUCUCGCAAUCGCCGUCUACUCUGCGCAGUCUCAACAUACCGUAUCCGCAGUUCGAGCUCGAGUCCUUAUCUGCCUUCGAACCCGCAUUAUGGGCCCAUCUCACAAAUGUUCAGAUCACGGUGGAUCAACUAAACACAAUCUGCCACUUGCUCCAUCUGUGUCCCGACCUGUCCUCCUUAUCAGUUGAUAUAUCUAAUAACUCGAAGCAAAUCUUGGAGCCAUUCACGCAUACCAAACUUCAAUCCUUACAGGUCUUUUUCACGGGUUUCAAAUAUGGUGCAAUCAGGCCAAUUCCCUGUGGCAUAUUUAAUGCUGUCACACUCCCCGAUCUACGCGUACUCAAAGCUCGAGCUAUGCGAGCAUGGCCUCACGAAAACUUCAAGGCAUUUUUGAUACGGUCAAAUUGUCCCCUAAAGAGCCUGACACUUGGCUAUGAAGUGGAGACAACAGAAGAGCAGCGAGCAGAAUAUAUUGCCCUUAUUCCUUCCCUCGUAGUGGAACGUUACCCGUAACUUCAACAGACAGUCGUUACAUAUUUUGCGAAAUGAUGGUAUCGGGUUUACACUAUACUCUCACUGAUUGUUUCAUCUUACUUGUAUCACACCAUAAAGCAAUGC